Messenger RNA from Annulohypoxylon truncatum, 2108 nucleotides. RefSeq names its product RabGAP/TBC. Gene Ontology annotation, biological process: activation of GTPase activity. The transcript has 5 exons. Lineage: Eukaryota; Fungi; Ascomycota; Sordariomycetes; Xylariales; Hypoxylaceae. Gene Ontology annotation, molecular function: GTPase activator activity. The record is from RefSeq and is a predicted model, not a curated record. Gene Ontology annotation, cellular component: Golgi apparatus. Bases 134 to 1747 code for a protein of 537 amino acids.
AAUAUAUUUUCCCCUCUUCGUAGAUAGAUCUGAGUCGGCUUCGCCUUUCUGGCGUGCUCAAAGAGAAGCCACCCCGAAGAGAGUAGGCCGAGACCCUAAUCUAGUCGUUGGCGCUGCAUACUCUCAUGCGGACAUGCUCAAGCUGGAUAAUCUGACUCUAUCUGGCUCCUCAUCCCGGCCGAGAACUCCUCCAUCUUCCUCUUCGCAAAAAAAUCGAAGUAGCGACAUUAGCUCGCCACCACCGAAGUCCUCGUCUGGAUUAUCUUCUCCCCCAUUGAAAACUUAUUUCAGCUUCUUGUCGAAUACAAAUCGGGAUUGGGACGUUGGGGACCCCGAAAUGCCUGAAGGCGACGAUAUGCUUGGAUAUGAAGACGACGAUGGAGAUGAAUUUGGCCUUCCAAGUUUGUCUAACAUGAGACUGCGCUCUCGCCGAGCAGCGGCGGCAGCCCAAAGUAGUUCCUCUUCGCCCUUCCAGACGCCCCUCGAUGCUGCGCUCGGUUUGCCAAGUAGGCGUUAUUCGAAUAGUGCCGACAUAGCUAUUGAACGACCAGCAUCAACUUACCCAAUGCCGAAGAAAAGCGAAGGUAAAAUCCUUAGACCACAGUAUAAAGAUAUUCUCAAAGAUCCGGCCAAUGCUCUGCAUCUUAUCGACCACCCGGCUACCCCAGCCAAUGCAACCCCAAAAGAAAUCGAUGCCAUAAAUUCUCGCAUAACGAAAAUAAAUAAGUUCAAGAAGAUCCUCCAGGCUAGUACAAUACCGUUGAUUGAUCUCAGAGCCUUGGCGUGGGGUGGUGUUCCAGAAGAAGUUCGGGCUAUGACAUGGCAACUCCUGUUAAGUUAUUUGCCAACCAGCAGCGAAAGGCGUGUCGCGACCCUCGAACGGAAGCGGAAGGAAUAUCUUGACGGUGUACGUCAAGCUUUCGAGCGGGGUGGGACGAACCCGGCCUCCAGUGGUCGAUCAAGAGGUCUCGAUGAGGCGAUAUGGCAUCAGAUCAGUAUAGAUGUCCCAAGGACCAAUCCUCACAUUGAGCUGUAUAGCUAUGAAGCAACACAGCGGUCGUUGGAACGAAUUUUAUACCUCUGGGCUAUUCGACAUCCGGCGAGCGGCUACGUGCAAGGAAUUAACGACUUGGUAACUCCCUUCUGGGAGGUUUUUCUAGGUACAUAUAUCACGGAUUGCAACAUCGAAAGUGGCAUGGACCCAGGACAACUACCGAAGGCCGUGCUAGACGCAGUGGAAGCCGACUCUUUUUGGUGCCUGACAAAAUUACUCGACGGAAUUCAGGAUCAUUAUAUCGUUGCUCAGCCUGGCAUUCAACGACAAGUUGCUGCGCUCCGGGAUCUCACCGCUAGGAUCGACGAAGGACUUGCGAAGCACCUUGAAAAUGAACAUGUAGAGUUUAUUCAGUUUAGCUUCCGCUGGAUGAACUGCCUCCUCAUGAGGGAGAUCAGUGUCCGAAAUACCAUUCGGAUGUGGGAUACAUACCUAGCUGAGGAACAAGGCUUCUCGGAAUUUCACUUAUACGUCUGUGCGGCAUUUCUCGUGAAAUGGUCAGCUAAGCUAGUGAAGAUGGACUUCCAGGAGAUCAUGAUGUUCCUGCAGGCAUUGCCCACUCGCGAUUGGACCGAAAAGGAUAUAGAACUCUUGCUCAGUGAAGCCUACAUUUGGCAAAGCCUAUUCAAGAAUUCGUCUGCACACCUAAGAGGUGGUCCUAGCCGAGCUCCUACGACUAACUUACAGUUGUAACGUCGGAAGUUUGCCCAUGUACAGCAUUUCACACUAUCGAUCACUCGAAGAGUUUGGGUUCGGUACGCUCGGGCCAGCGCAUACGCAGAACUUAUUAGCCAGUAGCUACAGCCAUGCCCAUUCAACAGGGCCAGUCUACGAUUUAGGGUAUCCUAGAAAUUACUUGUGCCUUCGGUGUAUGGAGCAGCCGAACUUAUUCACCACAACGGUUUAUCACAGCGCGACAACGCAUUUACGAUCUGACAUAACAACGAAAUGUCCAUUAAACUCUGCUUUGGUCAACUUCUAUCCUCAUUUCGGCACCUUAUGGGAGAAGUUUAAGUCUGGGGCAUCCGGCCAUCAUGGUGGUUGAAAAAUACAG